Messenger RNA from Cinara cedri, 18388 nucleotides. Lineage: Eukaryota; Metazoa; Arthropoda; Insecta; Hemiptera; Aphididae. The record is from the annotation of a GenBank genome assembly.
GUUGAUUUUGAUUUGUCGCAAAUUUUCUAUUAUUUUCCUUAUGUGAUCAUUCUAGUCAGUAGAUAGUCGAAUUAUUUAAAAUUUAAAUGGUUCGAUUUUCGAUUAAUUCCAUUAAUUGAUGUUCGGAAUAUCAUUGAUUUUUGGUAUUUCGCUUUUAAAUUUUUUUAUAUUUUCAUUUGAACAUAAAUCAAAUUGAAGUUAUAUUUUAAUUAAUUAUAUAAACAUGGUGAACGUUGUUAAUCAUCACGUUCCUGUUGGUCCAGGUAGUACUGAAAACGUAUUACCACCUCAUUAUCUACAUGAGCUUCCUAAUGAAGAUGAAAUCCGUUUGGCUAAAUUAUUUGAAUCUCUUGAUUUAGACCGAAAUGGUAAAAUUGACAUACAUGAUUUGUCUAGUGCCCUACACGACAAAGAGUAUGCUCAAGUAAGUUAAUGAAAUAUUUAUAAGUACAAUUUAACAAUAGAAAAUUGCAUUUAUUAUUAAUUUGUUCUAUUAUUUUGUAGAAAUUUUUAGAAUUAUCUGAUGCUACUAAAAGUGGCUCAAUUACAUUAGCUGAAUUUAUACAUUAUGUUAAAGAACAUGAAAAAUCAUUGAGGCUUUGUUUUUCAAACAUAGACAAAAAUAAAGAUGGUAAGUACUUAGUUUUUGUAACAGUACAGUACCGCUUUGCUUACUAUGCAGUAAGAUAGGACAGUUUUUAAUUUAAAUAAGUCAGGAUUAUCAGAAUUUAUCAAAGAUUUAAUUUACAGCUCACAUUACAGUAUUGGAUAUUAUUUUACAUAAUAUUUUGAACUUGUAAAUUGUUUUUUUUUUAUUUUAAAAUUCAAAAAGACAAGUAGAAAAUAUGGUGAAAUGUUUAAAUAAUUAAAUACAAUUUACAUUUGAAACAUAAUUAAAUAAUAAAAAUAAAUUUCUUAAAUCUAUUGAUCUAUUAAUGGUUAUAAUCAAUAGUGCAUUUUAUUAUAUUAUAGUAUAUACAUGAAUCUACUCUAAUGAUUGUAUAUUUCUACCCACUUUCAAUAAAUAACCCAUAUUCUCAAAAAUAUGGUGAUAUAUAUUUAUGUGACAUUUUUUCUCUUUGAUAUUUAUAAUAAUAUACAUAUUUCGUAUUAGCUAUAUAUGUAUUUAUAAAAAAAAAUUAUUAAAAAAUUGGUCUUAUCUCCAUUCCUACUACUAUAAAUUCCACCAUAGAUUGUAGUAUGAUAGAUCAAAUAAAUUUGCAAAAAUAAUAAUAGAUAUGUUGGUUAGAUUAAUAUAUUAAUAUUAAAGUUGCUUCCACAAGAUUAUUAAUAAUUUUGUAAAACAAAUUACAUUUGCAGUUAAAAACUAAAUAAAAAUGUCUUGUACUUUUUAUAAUAUUUGGGUUUAUAAACUUAGAUGUAAUCAAUUUUAUAUUGGUAAAAUUAAUAGAAACUAAAUACUCAAUUAAAAAAGCUUAUCUCUGAAAAAAUUAUAGUUUUCCUAAUUUAAAUUUUGCUAAUGUUUUAGAGAAUAAUUAAAGCAUUGAUUUUGUUACAUAAAUAACUAAUUAGAGAUAUUGAAUAUCCAAGACAACGUUUAUAUUAUAAGAGUUGUAUAUUUAUAAUUAAAUUAAGACAUACUAGUACAACCAAUUAUUAUACUCUAAACUAAAUUUCUUUAUUAUAUUCAUUUUGUAAAUUCUCUAGUGAUGGGUACAUUUGAAUAGUUUAGAUGAACUAUUGAAUAUUUAAUAGUUUUUAUUUUGUUAUUUUCCCCACUUGUUAUUGAAAUAUUUGUAUUUACAAUUAAACAAUUUUAAUAAACGCUACAGUCAGUAUGUACUAGGUACAGAAUAUACCACUAUAACCACUAUAACUACCACUAGCUAGUACCACUACCUACUUUUGAUUCUUCAUAAGAAUAUUUUUCGAAUAAAGGUUAAUUUUUAAAUGAACUAAAUUUCAUACAAAUUAUCAAAUAGGUAAACUAUUCGAAUAGUUUGAUAGUAACCAUCACCGAUAUUUUCUUAUAUUUAUUUUAUUUAUAGUAGAUAUCAAAAAAUAGUGAUAAAUUAUUUAUUGAACAAUUAUCUGUAUUUAGAUUACUUAGGUAUUUGUCCUUAACAUUCACCUAUAUUAUUAAAUGGACAUAUGUACAUUAUAAACAUUCUUUAUGAACAAGGUUGUUUUGAAUUAAAUGCAAUUGCAUGUGGUUUCUUACUACAUCUUAUAGGAAAAUAAUAUUGGUCAAAACUAGUAUUGUGUUAUUUAUAAAUCAAAUACAACAUUUUAUUUUGUACAUUUAACGGAUUUGGUAUAAAUGCAUGAUUUGAUGAAGUCUUUAUGUUUAUACUUUUACAUUCUAAAUAUAGCGAAUAAUGGGUGUGUAAUAUGGUUUUAUUUUUGUCAGUGAACAACUUUUCUAUCAGAAAUUUUAAUUCAAUAAAAAAAUAACCAGAAAUCUUUUUUGUUACAUUUUAGAUUUAAUUAGUGAAUUGAAGAGGUAUAUUUUUAUUAAUUUUCAUAAUAAUUGGGAAGACCGGAAAAAAAAAUAUAGGAAAAAUAGACACACAUUUAUGGUGCACUGAUGCCUUACUGAUCUUGUUGUUUUAAAUUUGAACUAAUUGUUUUCUACCGAAAAUUUUGCUUCAAUUAAAAUCAAUGCAAUAUUUUUUUUGUUGCAUUUUGGAUUUAGCUAAUGAGUACAAAAGCCAUUUUUUGAUUUUCCCAGGAGUUUUCCUAAUAAAUGGAAAAUACGGAAAAAUAUAAGUCACAGCAUUUCAUUUCAUUUUAUUUUUUUAUUUUAUUUAUAUUAAAAACAGGACUAACCCAAUUAUAAAGACUUAUCAUAAAUAACAAAAUUAAACUACAUAGUAUUACAAAAACAAUAAUAUAUAGUACAGACAUGAUAGUUAAGUUGAUGAUACAAAAUCUCAAUAACUGAAGAUAUAAAUAUACAUAAAGAAUAUAGAAUCUAGAAUAAAAAAGAUGGAUCCUUGUUGGCCAAUUUCAUCAUUCUCAAAAGAGAACGGUUAGACAUGUAACUGGUAGAAAAAAAUAGAAUAGAGAAAGGAUAUACAGAGUGGAAGUUAAAAAAAGGGAUAGAAAAGUUAACAGCCUGCAGAAAUCCAGGCACAUCAAGAUUUCCAUUAAUAAGUUUACCUAAGAAAGUUAAAUUUGCUUGCUUCCUUUUAUCAACUAGUGUCAGCAAAUUGAUUGUAUUGGUCACAAAUGUAUAAGGUCCAUACUACUACACCAUACUUCAAGAGAGAACAAACAAAUACACAAUAAAGGGCAUCAAUGGAGCAAGAAUGUUUAAAUUAAACAGAUAUUCUCUUAAUAAACUUAAGCAUGUUAAGAGCUUUACAAGUCACUCUUUCAAUAUAUGAAUGGUUGCAUAGACGAUGAUCAAAUGUGAUACCCAAGUCAAUCGUAGAAUCGCCAGAGAUUUGCAAAUUUUUACCAUUCACAGAAUACAGGAAAUCUACAGAUUUAUAACAUUGAGUAAAUGUCAUUACGUGGCUCUUUGAAAUAUUAAGUUCCAAUUCAACAUCACUGGCUCAACCGACUAUAGAAUCAAGAUGUUGAAGAAGAUUAUAGUUCUGAAUGGAGUAAAUUUGGAGAAACAAUUUAUAUCAUCGGCAAACAACAAGAAACGACAAUGAUGAAGUAUUUUUUCAAUAUUAUUUAUACAUAAAGCAAACAACAAAGGACACAAGUGUCCAUCCCCCCCUGUGGCACACCAGAAGUUAUAUUAACUAAGUUAGAACAAGAACCAUUGAUUUUAACAAAUUGUUUCCUGUUGGAGAGAUAUGAAGAAAAUCAAGACAGUAAAGACUUACCAAAACCAGAAGAAAUUAGAAUUUUCAACAAAUAAUUAUGAUUUACAUAAUAAAAUGCCUUAGUAAAAUCAGUGAAGAUAAGAUCUACUUGAAAAAGUUUACUAAAAGCAUCCAUGACAUACUUUGUGAAAGUGACAUUACACGUCAUAGUUAAACGACCCUGGAAGAAUCCAUGCUGCUCAUCUGUUAAAAUAUUAUCAACUGAUCUUAGAACAGUGCUAUACUCAAAAGACUUUAUUUUGGCCAUUAUUUAUGUGAACAAAACAUUUUUGACUUUAUACAAAUAUUUGAAAAGACCUAUAUGCCCCCCCCCAUAUAGUUCUUUAAAUUACAAUUACCCCUAAUUGUAGUUUAUUCUUUUGCCAUAUAUUAAUACAAUUUCCAAUUUAUAUUUAUCAAAACAUAUUAAACCAAUUUUCGCUCAGAAUAAUUUUUCAUUUGCAAUAAUAUUGUAUGUAAUUUUAUAUUGUAAUAAUAGUGUACAGUUAUAAAUAAAUCACUUUAUAUAUUCUAUUUUAACUCUCCACCAACAACCACCCAACCCUUAGUGCAAAGUAAUUCUUCAUUUAUCUUGAUAAUUUUGAAUGAGUUAACAUUAUAUUUCCAUUAUAUAAGGGAAUUAGAAAAAGCUGUCCUAAGAUAAUGUUGAUGGGUACAGUCACUGUUAUAGGUAAUUUAAUGCAUAUAUGUAAAUAAUCAUUAACCAUUGCUAAACAAAAAAGCUAUUAUGAACAGAGUUUAGUUGAAAGUGUUGCUUUGUCAACAAUAUACAUGUCAUUUUAUGGUAAAAUAAUUACAUAUUUUCUCCAAAAAAAGUCUUAAGAAAAUUAAAAAAAUGACUUGCCUAAAGUACCACUCCAGUUAGGUUUUCUUUCAAAAAAAUUGCUACGAGUGCUAAAAGGGCUUACUAUAAUGUUGCUUGUAAAUCGGAGCAAGAUUUCUGGUAGUAAAGUUUUCACAGAUAAAAAAAUAAACAUCAUUGUCAAACCAAUCCAUUUCUCGUCCCGUUCAGAAUCUAAAAUGUACAAUAUAUGUUCAGUGUUAUUAAAAUAGAUUUUACAUUGUGAUACGGGUUUGAUAUGUUUUACAAAAUAUAAUAACAAUAAGCUUUUGUAAAAUGAAUUUACUGCUGAAUAAAUUUAAUUUGUUAUUUAUACAAAUAUAAUUAAAUUUUAAAGGAUUCUAUCAUCCAAAAAAGCUUUCAUAAAUAUAAAAAUUAAAAAACUGUUAAAUCCUGGUUAUUAUUCAGUCUAAAAUAGCCUAUGCAUAUUUAUAUGGUUUUAUACAUUUCAAAGAUGUGUUGUGAAAAAAACUUCUAUAGACAGUUUAAAUUAAAUUAAUGUAUUUUAAUUUCCUACCUAGUUAAAUUUGUAUUAAAUAAAAAAUUACUGGUUCUUGACAAUUCAUGUUAUUUUAAUAUUAUUGGUUGUUUGUCUGUAUAAUUAUGACACUUAAAUAACAAGUAGGUAUCUAAGUAUGUAAUCUGGCCAUACAAAUUUUUAUUCUACUUCUUCCUCUUCUGGGCUUUUACAGGCCUUUAAGGCCCAUCGCCGCAACAACAUAUUAUUUCCAUCCCUCUCUAUCAUUUGCACAUUCUUCCGCGUUUCUUACGUUCAGAAGUCCUAAGUCUUCCCGAACUCUAUCAAUCCAUCUUUGUCUGGGGCGUCCUCGAGGCCUUGUAGUGUCGGGUUUUCAUUUAGUUAUUGUUCCAAUCAUUCCCUCUGACCUCCACACAUGUCCCCCCAACUUAUUCUUGUGUUCUUCAAGGACCCAAUAAUGGUAGAUUCCUUAUAGAGACCAUUCAAUUCUCCGUUGUCUCUCACCUCAUACUCUCCAUCGUUAUUAAUCUUUGGACCGAAGAUUUUCCGUAAUAUAUUUCUUUUAAACACUCUUAACUUUCCUUGAUUCGAUUUUUUCGUGGCCCAUGUACUACACUCAUACAGAGCAACCGGUUUGAUUGUGACUUUUAGACUUUUAUUUUAGACUUUAUUGAUAGUAAUCUUGAUUUGAAUAGUGCCAUUAGACUAUAGUAGCAUCUAUUUGCUGCCAUAAGUCGUUUUUUAACUUCUUCGUGGUUAUUAGCAUUUUCAUUGAUCUCUGCGCCUAGGUACCUGAAGCUCUGUACCCUUUCAAAUUUGUAAUCAUCAACUUUUAAAUAAUUAAUAUUAUGAUUUCGUCUCGAAAGUAUCAUAUAUUUUGUUUUUGACUCAUUUAUCUUCAGACCAAUCUCUUUACCUUCACUUAGUAGGAUGUUAGUUAUAUUUCUCAGUUCGUUUUCUGUUUCGGCUAUAAGGACUUGUCAGCGUAAGCUACUACGGUUAAAUCGUUAUUGUUGUUCAUUUUUAUUCCUUUGGCUUGGAUUAGUACCUUUUGUAUAACUGAUUCUAAUGUGAUAUUAAACAAAGCCUACUAUAGAGCAUCUCCCUGCUUGAGUCCGGUCGUUACUGGGAACUCAUCUGAUACCUCUCGUCCAAAACUUACUUAACUUUUGGACUCAUAUGUACAUGCCCUUAUCAUUCUGAAUAGUUUUGCUGGUAUUCCCAUUUGGCUUAUGAUAUUCAAUAGUUUUUUUCUAUUAAUCGAAUCGUAUGCUGCUUUGUAAUCUAUGAACAUAAGGUGUAUAUUUUUAUUGAACUCGUGACUCUUUUCAGCUAAUAGUUUAAUGAUAUGAAUUUGAUCAUCUGUUGAUCUCCCUAACAUGAAUCCAGCUUGAUGUUCUACUAUUAUUUUUUUAAUAUAUGGAUUGAUUUUGAUCAGAAGAAUAUUAGACAGAAUCUUAUAAAUUGUGUUGAGUAGAGAGAUCCCUCUAUAUUUUCACACUCCAUGAUAUCUCCUUUUUUAAAAACAGGACAUAGGACAGAUACUCGCCACGAUUCGGGUAUUUCCUCUUGUUCCCAGAUUGUGUUUAUUAAUUUAUGAAGCUGGUUCAGUAAGCAUGAACCACUCUUUUUUAAACAUUCCGAUGCUAUUUCAUCUUCACCUGGUGCUUUACCAUUCUUAAGCAUAUUUAAUCCCGUUUCUACUUCACUUAUUGAUGGGUUUUUGAGUAGCUGUUCUACUGUCAUUAGCUCGUUUACAGUGAUAUUAAUUAUUGGCUGGUUCAAAAGCUUUGUAAACAUAUCUUUGAAUUCGCAUGCAAUUUUUUUAUUGCCUGUUAGAAGGGUUCCAUCCCUUUUUCUCAUAACCGUUGGUCUGGACUUGUAGCCAUAUCUUACUUUAUUUGCUUUUCCAAAAAAUAUUUUCGAAUGGCUAUUUCUAUUAUUUUCUAUAGUUUGUAUGCGUUCUUUUCCCUACAGUCUCUUAUUCACUCUAAUCACCUUUUUAACCUCUAUUUGUUUAAGUGCUAACAAUCUUUUGUUAUCUUCAUUGGGGUCAUGUAGCACUUUCAUGCGGGCUCUAUCUUUUUCAUGUAAAGCUUUUUUACAUUCUUCAUUGAACCACAUUUUCCUUGUUUUUCCUGGUUACAAAUGUUUAUUAUAAAAUUUAAUUAGGCAAAGCUUGUAACUGGCCUAAAACUCCAUUAUGUAAUUAACCUGAGAAAAUUACAACACCCUUUCCAUCAACCAAAGGUCUGAAAAUCGUGUCAUUCCAGGAAUGCAGGUUGCAGGUGUUUACAGGAGCACAAACCAGUAUUGUAUUUAUCGUUAUACUAUAACUAAACUAUUUAGUGUAGAAUAAUUUGAGCCUAAAAUUGACCAAUAUAUAAUGUGUGAUAAAACAUUUUUCCCCUUACCAUUUUUCUUAAUUUUCAUCAUGUUUUAGCCAUCAUAUACGGAAGUUUAGAAAUUGACUUUAGUGACUAUAGUGAGUUUUUAUGUGUAUAUGCAAUUUUUUAAUUAGUUUAAUGCAAUAUAUUUCCCUAGAGCUGAUUUCUAAAAUUAAACAGACAAUGCAUUGGAAAAUGAAUAGUUCACUUUAUCUACUUUGAAUGUAAGGAUAUGGGUUUUCAUUUUCUAUGCUCAUGAACGUAAUUAUUGUUCCUGUUUUUUAUUCUCUUAAAAAAAAUAUUGACUAUAAAUUUUAAUAAAGAUUUAUACUACUUAUAUAUAAAGGGUCUUGAUAUUUGUUUUUAAUUUGUAUUUAGUUUUUAGAUUCCUUAGCAAAUCAAACAAGCAAUUAUGAUUUUAUCUGUUUUUGGUAUAGUAAUAAUACUCAACAAUUUGUUUAUUUUCACAAAUUGUUAAGUAGUUUUUUUAAAUGUUUAUUUCAGGUACUAAAAGUCUAGUAAAAACUGAAAAAUUAUUAAAAAUAAUUAUUUAAGUAUUAUAUAGGUAUAUAAAAUUUGGUAAUCUUCUUAAAUUGUAUUAUUAAAGUGAUGAAAAUCUUUUAAAAAAAAGUUUUGUUUAAAGUUGUGCAUCAUAUAAGCGUUUUUAUACAAAACUACGACUCAAAUUCUUAGAUAUUUAACUCAUUGUAGACUAAUAUUUUUAUAUAAAUAUUGCGUAUUGGAGAUGUAUAGGAACAUAAAGGAAUAAACUGUACUAUUAUUUCAUUACAUAUUAUAUUUUAUAUAUUUUGAUUAUUUAUAAAACCACUUUAUACAAAUUGUUUAGGAAAAAUAGAUCGAUACGAGCUUAUAAGAGCUUUUCAAGAAUUAGGAAUUGAAAUCGAUGACGCUGAAGCCAUAAAACUUCUUAAAAGGUAAAUAACUCGAUAACAAAUAGAAUAAAAUACUUGUUUUUUAAUGAAGUUAGUCAAUUUAUAAAUCGUUUUUAUUAUUAUACUGCAGAAUGGAUAAAGAUGGUAGUUUAGAAAUUAGUUUUGAAGAAUGGAGAGAUUUUUUACUUUAUUGUCCUUUUACCGACCUACACGACUUAAUUAAAUAUUGGAGGCAUUCAACUGUAAGUAUGAAAUUUUGAUAUAAUAUAUUUUUAGUUAGUAACCUGGUUAGUAGUUCCCGUUAUAUAAACACAGAAUUAUUGAAUUUAUGUGUAACUAAGAAUCAAGAUAUUUAAAUUAUAGUAAAAAAAUUAACAAAUGUAUAUACUUAAUAACGUUGGGAAUGUUAUAUAGUUAGAUAAUUAUAAGUGAGUAUCACGUGUGUGACUGCCCCCGCCAAUUGACAUUCAGCAACGUUCUGUUUUAGACCUGUGCAAAGAAUUAUUUUAGUAGACUGGCUAUGUGAUGUAGUGAAUUUAUUUGCGUUAUUAUAAUCAUAAUUUUUUUUACUAUUAUUAUUAAUAAUAAAUAAUGGUUACAUAUUUGGAAGUAUUAAAAUACUCACUUGACCAAGAUGAAUUUAGAGAUGUAUGUAAUUUUGAUUACGAAGAGAAUUGUAUAUUGUGCUGUGACAUUUAUAAAUCGUAUUUAGAACUUUAUAAAGAAAUAGUUUCUAAUGAAGUAAGUAGUCAUUAUACAAAUAUAUUUCUAGCUAAUGAAGUAAAUAGAUAUUUUAAUUGAAAUGUAUAUUUAUUAUACAUUUCAUAGACACAGAAUAACAGAAAAUUAAAUUUCAAAAAAUAAUAAAAUAAUGUGUUCAUAAUAAUUAUUUUUUAUACUGUAAAAAUUAGUAAAUUAAGUUUGUAAAUAAAACAAUUUAUUAAUAUUUGAAAUUUGGAUUUCAAUUAUAGGAAACAGUGAUUUUUAAUAAUUUAAAUAAUUAUUUAGACUUUGAUCUAUUUAAAUAUAAGUUUUGAUUAGAAACACUUCCUUAUUUAUUAUAUUGUUUUGAUGUUAUCAGCUGUAGUAGAUGCAUUUAUAAACUGAAUAAAUAUAUGUGUUUAAUUUAAAAACACUUUCUAUGAAAUACAUUCUAGAUCUAAUAAUCAAUUGCCACACAUAUAUAUUUUAUUGUUGUAAACAGUUUAAAACAUUUUAAUUUGUUUUGUUAUUGCCUUUUAGCUAUAUUAUACAAUACUUUAUUGCUAAUGCAUUAUAUUUAAUAGGUGAUUUGUAAAAAAAAAAAAUAAAAAUGUAAACUAAAACUGAUUAAUUUGAAAUUUAAACAAUAUUUUUUUAUAUAUUGCUAAUAAUAUGUAUUGUGCACUUGGCAGGUAUCUGUAGGUUGAGUUCCCAUAACUCAAGGUCAAUCUUUAUUGUUUGACACUAUUAAUAAAAUAUUAUUUACAAAUACAUUUAACCAGCUAUUUAACCAGCUAAUUGUUUUGAACAAAUUCCAAAUUGGUAACAUUCUUACUGGAUUUUUGUUUAAAAAAAACUUAGUUAUUAUUUAUUCGAAAACAAUUAAUAAAAUAAAAUAUUAAUAAGGCUAUAUUAUCAAAACAAUAAGCAUAACAAUAGCAAUAAUAACAACAAUGUAUAUAAAUAUAUGUAAUUUUUUACUAAAAUAGUGAACCAAUUUAUUUCCUUUUGGAUGUUGAGAUUUUGUAUUCAUUCAAUAACUUCCGGGGAGGCAUUGAACAUAUCUUCAGGUUCGCCAACUUCGGCCAAAUCCUAAAAAAACUGAGUCUUCCCUUUUUCACCCCAACAUCAAAUCAGCUAAUCAAAGCCUAAACAUUACUUUCUACGGAAAUAGUGUUUAACAUAAUCCCUUCCCUAAAUACCUUGGAGUUACACUAGAUAGAACCUUCACAUGUAAGACAUAUUUAACCAAUUAAGCAGCGAAAAUUUAUUCCCGCAAUAACAUAGUACUUAAGCUCUUGGGUGCUGAUUUUAAUUCACUUAGAACCUCUGCUGUAAGUCUAGUGCACUCAGUCGCCGAAUACUGCUUACCGAUAUGGCUGAAUAGCGCACACAAAAAAAAUUAAUGUUCAACUCAAUCGCUGAAUGCUAAUCAUUACUGGCACAAUAAAGUCCACUCACCUCUAAUGGCUACCUGUACUAAACUACAUAGCUCUCCAUACCUUCAAUGUAGAAAUAUGUUAUAAAAGGAAUGAAUAAAAUGCUACUCCAAUCUGAACUACCUAUACACAUUUUCGCGAAAUCCCUCCAGAACCCAUCAAAACUUAAAUCACACAAUCCACCAUGGAAAUCUACCAUUGUACUCAACAACAUAAACUUUAAUAUAAACGAGACAUGGAAAAAGAAUGGGAAGCUUCAAAACUGGAUAAACAAAAUUGUUUAGAAGAGCCUAUAGACAAACCUCCUGGAUACAAUCUCCUCAGGAAAGAAUGGAUUAUCCUUAAAAGUUUUUGCACAGAACAUGGUAGAUGUGCUACCUGAUGCACAAAUGGAAUGCUGAUCCAACCCUGAACUGCGAAUGGAGCUAUCCACACCAAACAAUAUCGCAUGUACUAACUGAAUGCCCCAUUAAGAAAAAUCUCAGUAACUGUUUGGAAUAUAUUAAAUAUUGAGUGAAGAGGGAAUGUAUUGGUUUUACAAUGAUGUUUAUUUUAUUUAUUUUUUAUAUUGCAUACAAAAUAUAUACCAAAUAUCUUUAUCUGAUUUUCAAGUGUAGCACGUUUUCUGAAAUUAAAUUUUAUCUAAUUAUUACUUUGGGAGAUCUUUUUUUUAUUUGCCAAGUGGUUUUCAAAUUAUAAUUGAGAAAACCAAGAAAAUGUAUGAUAAUAAUGCUUUUAUCAUAUUCCAUUUUGAUUUUUAUUAUAAUAACUACUAUUUUUAGAAAUUUGAAAUUUUAACAGAAUACUUAAAUUUGUGUUUUCUAGAUGUAAUAAAAUGUUCAAACGAUUUAAGUCAUUUUUGAGCUAUUGAUAGACAUUUAAAUUUUGAUAAUUUUGUAUGUAAUUUGUAUUCUUUUUAUUCUAUUGGUAUUUUGUGAAUAAAAUGUUUAGAUCAAAUAGAAAUGCUUUAGUUAGAAAAUUAGAAAUUUAACAAUAGAUUCUUUUUAAGUUAUAUUUGAAUUAUUACUAGUGAUGUGAUUAACAAGAAAAAUUGAGUUGAAUGUAGUAUUUUUAUUAUUUUUUUUUAAUAUCAAAUUUUGAUGGUAAAUAUUGCAGCUUUUAAAAACAUGUAUUACUGAAUCUUACUAAGAAUUUAUUUUUGUAAGCAAUGAUUAAUUGUUGCAUACAGAUAUACUUUAAAUUCCCCUCUAUAUUCCACCUUCCUAAAUUCUCACCUACAAUAGUGGCCCCCGGAUUGUACAAAGUAUGGUCAUAUUUUUUUUUUUAACUUGCUUUGUCAAUGAAAUAAAUUAUAAUUUCUUUACCUAUUUCACAAUAAAUAGUAUAUUAUUUUAUUAUAAAAACCACACUUUCUUUUUUAAAUUUUUUAAUUAGAAAAGUUAUUCAAAAUAUAACAGUGUACAAUUAUUAUAAUGAGAUGAAUUAUAACUAAGAAGAACUUAGUAUAAUACAGUAGCAAUCCAGGACAGUGAUUCCCCCUCCACUCAUUUCUGCCAUUUGUUCCCAUAUACUCUUAGCCCCUAUAUACUUAAAAGUUUAUUUUGAUCAUAAAUAUGUGCCUUAUAUGCAUUUCUAAAAUUGCCCUCUUUCAACUUUUUAUCUUGGAUACAUAUAUCUGUUUUUAGUGAAAAAGGAUUAAUGUUUGAAAAAAAAAGUGUAUAACAUAUAACGAUUAUGGACUUAACAUUAGUUUUUUGGAAAUAAAUUAAUUUUUUCAGUUUCUGAUUUUUCAUUUUCAUUUAUUUUAAACUAUUAACAACCAAGCCAUCAAUUUGUGUAUACCUUUCUAAUUAUUAUGUUAUUUAUCUUGAAAGUACUCAUACCUAAUUAUUUUAAUUGCAAAUUAUGUGAAAUGGAAAAAAAUAAAAAUGUAGACCUAUGUAUUUAUAUUUAUUAUAACUAGUGUAUUUAUUUUAAUAAUAAUUUACUGACAAAACAUACAUCUACCUAAAAGAAAAGAAUUUAUAUGAAGUAUAAAUCAAUGUAUUAUUUAUUUGUUUAUACUAUAACAAUAUAAGUAAUAUAAAAUGUUAGUAAGAAUAAAAGUAAAAAAACACAUUAAUAAAUAAUUAUUUAUUUAGCCGAAGCCAUAUACAAUAAAAAAAAAAUUAUUUCAAAAUUUGAAUUUUUAGUAUAUAGACAUUGGGGAGGACAUGAAUGUACCAGAUGAUUUCACCCAAGUUGAGAUGAAAACUGGGAUGUGGUGGCGGCAUCUCGUAUCUGGCGGUGUAGCUGGCGCUGUCUCAAGAACUUUUACUGCACCUUUAGACAGGCUUAAAGUUUUUUUACAGGUUAGAUAUUGUUCAUUCAUUUAAUUAAUUUCAAAAUAGUCUGUGACUUCAUCCUAUUUACGGUUGGUACUAUAAGUCUGUAAUCUCAAUCAAAUAAAUUUAUUAAUGUACUUUUAUAAUAUACAGGGUGAUCUAUUUAUUGACCUUGAUAUCUCUUUUUUUUCUACCUUUAUAUUAAUUUAUUGAUAUUCUCUACCUUUUUUUUGAAAAUUUAAGAAACAAGCUGCUCUAAAAUUUAACAUUUACAUAAUUUUUUGGGGAUGAAACUGCCUACUUUAGAUUUUAAAACGGUAAUCAAUAUUAAAAACCCCGUUAACGAGAUAUUCCACUUUUAAGUUUAGGUAGAAGGAAAGGAGUGGAGUAUCAUUUGUGGGGCGGCGGUUUAAUAAUGAUCCACUACUCUCCUAAACUUAGAAAUAGAAUAUCUUUAUAAUGAGUUAACAGAAAGCAAAUAUGUAAACACUAAAAUUAAUUUAAACUAUUAUUUAUUUAUGGAGUUUUUAAUAUAGAUUCUCAUUUGAAAAAUCAAAUUUGGUCGUUGUUUCACCAUUAAAAAAUUAAGGUGACAAGAAUAAUGUUAAUGUUAAAUUUUAGACAACUUGUUUAUUAAAUAUUUUUUAAAAAAAAAAUUGAAAAUAAUAAAUAUUUUACUAGAAAUAGUGUACCCACUUAAAUGGAUCACUCUGUAUAUGAUUUAAAAAUUAUAAAUCAAGUAGUUUUAUAAUUCACAAAUAUUUUAAAUAAUUUUAAUUAAUAUUAUUUAUAUUGUAAAAAUAUUUGUUAUAAAUUUAAAAAAAAAAAAAUGUUUUAAAUUAUAUUGCUUAGUAAUUAUUAAAAUUAACAGCAACAAAUGGUUUAAGCAAUUUUAUAUUUACAUUUCUCAUGAAAUAUAAAGAUAAAUUAAAUUAGCAAUCGACAUAUCUAUGUCUAACAUAGAAACUUAACUUGAAAUAACAUAUUUAACAAUUUUAAUUUUAAACCAUACGUAAUUUAAGUUGAUCUAUAUGUAAACAUAGUAAAUGUUAUCAUCUUUAUUAUUCGAUGUAUGGAUUUUUAUUACAGACUCAUUAAAACAAAUGUACUGUUGGGGGUCUAAGGGCUUGUUUUGUGUUUUAGUGAAUAAUUUAAUUAAUAAUUUUGAAAUUAAUCAAAUAUUUAAAUAUUAACAAAAGUAGACUAUUAUAAUAGUUAUUAACCCUUAAAGAUUAAUCAAAAUUUAAUUUAGGUAUAUGGAAAUCAACAUAGCAAUAUAACUACAUGUUUCAAAAGUAUGUUAAAAGAAGGUGGCAAACGAGGUAUGUGGCGUGGAAAUGGUAUUAAUGUACUCAAGAUAGCUCCAGAGUCUGCGUUUAAAUUCAUGGCUUAUGAACAAGCUAAACGCCUUAUAAGAGGCACGAGAACUAAAGACUUAACAAUAUUUGAAAGGUUUAUGGCAGGAUCACUUGCUGGUGGUUUUAGUCAAUCAUUAAUUUAUCCUUUAGAAGUAUGUUCAUUUUUUAAUAUUUCAAAUGAGACUAUUUUUGAAACAUUGUUAUAAAAAAAUUGUAUAGGUGUUAAAAACCAGAUUAGCUAUUAGAAAGAGUAAUCAAUACAAAGGUAUCUUUGAUUGUAUCCAAAAAAUGUAUUACCGCGAAGGUAUACGCAGUUUUUACAGGGGUUAUGUACCCAACCUUUUGGGUAUACUUCCAUACGCUGGUAUUGACCUUGCAGUAUAUGAGGUAAUUUUAUUUUAACUAUUUAUUUAUAUAUUUUACAUUCUAAUAGUUUAUUUUAUAAUGACAAGUUUACAUUUGAACCAUUAUUUUAUUAAAAAUAUUAAAUAAUAACUGCCAUAUAAUUGUGAUUUUCAAACAUUUUUUUAGUUUUAAUUUGAACUAGAAUAAGUUUUGCUAUGCUUGACUGUUCAUGAUCAUUAUUUACUUUUGAUAAUUUAGUACAAAAAUAAUAAAAAAUAGAAACAAUUUAGGUUUAUAAAUACAAUGAACAAUAUUCCAAUACCUGUUUGCUCAGAAGUAAAAUACUUAGGCCUUAUAUUAGAUAGUAAACUAACUUGGAAUUCCCAAAUUAAAAACAAACGUAAAGCCCUAAACACCCCUCUUCAUUUACUAAGGCCUCUCCUGUGAUCUAAAAUAAACAUAAAUAAUAAAUUAUUAAUUUAUGAGUUCCUACUUAAACCACUAUGGACCUACGGUUUCCAGCUAUGAGGAACCGCAAAACCCUCCACACCAAAAAAAUUCAAGCCUUUCAAUCCAUCUGCCUCCGCCUACGUUCCUCUGCACCCUGGUACAAUACCUGGUAACAAUAAACUUCACAAAGAUCUUAAAGUUCAAACCCUAAAUCAAACUACUAAAAUGAACUAUACUAGAUUCCACAAUAAACUUCAGUCAAGGGGUCAUCAAACCCCUUGAUUAUUAAACUAUCAACAAAAACACAAUAACCCUCAACAAAGGCUAAAAAAAAAUUGGUGCUGGGACCUUUUGUCCUAGAAUAAAAUUAAUAAAAAAAAAAAUCCAUAUUAACCGACAUAAAAUAAUUAAUAUCACGUGCUGGGUGUUACCACUUGGUAAUUCCCCAAAAUCAAAAUAUUCAUUAUUAUUUCUUUCUUUUUUUUUGUAUUCUUUUAGUUCAUCUAAUUAAUGUGCAUAUUGUUGUAUAGAUUGUAGAUUGUCUUUGAAGGUUUAUAAAUAAUUAGUAACUAUACAUUAUAUAAUUAGUAUUCAGUAUUAAUGGUAUAAUUUUGAAAUUAUUAAAUAUUUAUAUAAUUUUUAAAUUUAUAGAGCACGAACUUAUAAGUAUAAAUUUGAAAGAUUAAAUAUUUUAUUUUAACUGUUUUAUAAUCUUUAGACUCUAAAAAACAAUUAUAUUGCAUCACACGACAAUGGUGAUAAACCAGGAAUGCCAUUAUUGUUAGCAUGUGGAACAGUUUCUAGUACAUGUGGCCAGGUGUGUUCAUACCCUUUAGCUCUUGUUCGCACACGUCUUCAAGCACCCUGUAAGCAUCUUACAAUAUUAUUUAUUUUUCAUUACUUAUUAGUUAUUUGUUAUUUGUUUAUCAGAUUUAGAAGGUCCAGAUACAAGGACAAUGGUGUCUGUGUUUAAAGAUAUUUGGUCUAAAGAAGGACCAACUGGUUUAUACAGAGGCAUUACACCAAAUUUUAUGAAAGUAGCACCAGCUGUUAGUAUAAGUUAUGUCGUUUAUGAACGAUGUCGUGAAGCACUCGGGGUUACUAUGUCAUAACAUCAAUUGUUUGAACUUCUUCAUAUUUAUUUAUCUCUUGACAUUCAAUUUUUUAAAACAAAAAAAAAUAUAUUAAAUUUUACAAACAUUUAUUGACGGUGAAAUUUUGGGCAGUCUUGAAGAAAAGUGAUCUGUAACGGUAGAAAUAAUACAUAAUUUUCGUGGUUACCAUAGCCAUAAGAAUAAAAAAAUAUUAAGUUUGAUUAUAAAACUUUGUUAAAAUGCAAAUGUUGAAUGCUUAACACAUUUAAUAUUUAUCAUAAUGCUUAUUUGUCAAAUUCCUCCUGUUAUCGUUACCAAUCAAAUUUAGGCUCAACAUAAUUUAAUGGGUUCUUGUAAUCUUUUCUUAAUUUUUGUCUCUAGAGCACCAAUGCUUUUUCUACCAACAUUCCAGAUGCAACAUAUAUUUCAUAAACUAAGUAGGGUUUGAAUAAAAGCCAGUUAAGGUUUAUUUAUAUUAUUUUCCAAUUUGAGUUUGUUAUCCACAUAAGAUUAAACAUAAUUUUCUCCAAAAAUUAUUGACAAGGUUAUAAAUAUUAAAAUUAUAUUGUUAUUUUUAACCCAAUAUUUAUUAAUGACAAAACUAAUUUUUACUUAUAGGCCCUUCUUAUUAACUGCAAUAAUUUGAUUUGAUUUUUUUUCAAAAAAAAAAAAAAAAAAAUUGUUUAAGUUUGUUCCUAGUCAUGCGUGACACUUGUUUUGUAAAAUAUUGUUGUUUAUAAAACUUUUUUUGUUCUUGUUCAAAAUAAAUGUUUUUCAAUUUUGUAAACAAGAUUUAUCUUAUCUUUUUUUAUAUACAUUAUUUUUGUUUCUCUCGUUAAUAGUAUUACACGAUAUAUUAUAUACUGUAUAACAAUAUAUAUAUUUAUAUAAUUUAAUAAUACAUAUUGCUCAAAUGAAAUUACUAUUUUAUAGAAUAUUCAUUGAGCAACAAUUUAGUAUCCAAAAUUGCAAAAUUAAUUACAUACUUUUAAAAAUAAUAGUACAGUUAAAACAUUUUCUGUUUGGGUACCUUAAAGGUUUAUUAUAUUAGCACUUAUUCUUUAUUUAUUUAUCUUUUAUGAUAUUAAAAAAAUAUUGGAGUAUUUAAAAGAUUGCACUUUUAAUAAAUGUUAAAGGUUAAUUUAUCCUCCUAUCUAGUAUAAUAAUUAAAACAUAUAUGUUAUUCCAUUAUAAUAAUUAUGAAGAAGUUUUUUGAACAAUUAAUUUAUAAGUGUUAUAAAAGUUAUAGUUUAUUUAUUAUCUAUCUAUUUGAUACUAUAUGAAAACAUUAUUUUAAACAAUUUUAUUCAUAUAAAACUAUUAGGAUUUAUUAUUAUAAGUUUAAUAUUAUAUUAAGUACAUCCAUAAUUAUUUAAAACUGAAUUUCCUAAAUAUUUUUAAUUUAUAAAAAAAAAUAGUUCAACACUAUACAUAAUAUGAAUAGAUAAGACUGAAUUAGAUUUAUGAUUAAUGUUUGCUAAAAUAGAAUUUUAAGCACAUCAACAUUAAGCAAAAUGUGUAUUCAAACAUUUGAAAUUGCACAUACUUUUGAAAAAAUAGGUAAAUCAAUUUAUGCACUAAUAACCAUAUAUUUUAGCUUUUAGUUUGUGAACAGUACUUACAUUUAUAAUUAAUAAGGUAUAUAUUUUUGAUUAGUUCUUCAAUUGUAUAUUUAUAUAAUUUCUUCUAAGUUUGGUGCCAUUAAUACAUCAAUAUUUUUCUAAUUUUUCGUCGUUGGUAUAAUUAUAACUGUGAUUUCUUAUAUUGAAUAUUUUUUUUUUCUGUCAAAAUUGUUGUAAUAUUUAAUUAGGUUACUAUUAAAAAUACAAAUUGGAUAUUAGUAAUAAGUAAGCUCUUAGUAUCUUGCUAUAAUUAAAAAAAAAACUAAAUAUUUUGUUUGUUCAUAGAACUUUAAAAUAUUGAUGGAGUAAUAAUUCAUUGAAUCUAAUCAAUAAAUUCUAAAUUUAAUUUUAAUUCAAUUUAUAAGGAUGAUAAAUUUUAUAGAAAACAUGUUAAUAAAAAACAUUUAAUGGUUAAAAAUGAAUUUACUUCUCAAUACAUUACAUUUUCUCAUUCAUACAUAACAAAACAUAAAUUUUUAUCAGGAUAAAAUUUAUCAGACACCAAAGUUAAAAAAUAGAUAAUUUUCAUUAUUACCGAUACUUUGAUUAAAAUGACAUAAAAAAUUAUAAAGAUGUUUCUUCCUGUAAUAACUUGGACGCUGCUUCGUCCAAUAACCAUUGUACACUCCCAUUUACUGGCUGUACACAAUUGGCAGGUAACUGUUCACCGUCUUUAAGAAUACGCUGAAAA